This is a messenger RNA of Oryza sativa Japonica Group (Japanese rice), 3350 nucleotides long. The record is from RefSeq and is a predicted model, not a curated record. Lineage: Eukaryota; Viridiplantae; Streptophyta; Magnoliopsida; Poales; Poaceae.
AUGGGGAGUACGCUGCAGCUAGGCCGUAUACGAAAUUACGAACACAAACAGGUAGUACGACCUUCAAGGGCCAAGGCCACCUCGCCGGCUUCCUCGCCCUCGCGCGCCUCCUCCGCCGCGACGCCCUCCUGCCCGACGGCGACGUCGACGUCACGCUCGUCUGCACCCCGCGCAACGGCGCCACCCUCCGCGCCUCCGACGACGACGACGACGACGGCGCGUGCUCUUCCGGGAUGGCCUUCCACGCGCUAUGCCGUUCGCGCCGGCCGACCACGGCGCGGCCUGCCGGACGGCUGCGAGUCCUCCAGCGACCUCCCGCUCCGGGAGUUCAUCACGCUGCUGUUCGAGGCGUUCGAGUCGCUCGAGCCCGCCUUCGAUGGCUUCCUCUCCGGCCUGGUUGAUCAGGAGGGCACCACCGUCUGCGUCGUCGCCGACGGGUUCGUCGCAUGGACGGUCGGCGUGGCGCGGCGGCGCGGGUGCCCGCGCACGCGUUCCUCGUGUCGUGCGGCGCGCUCGGCACGGCCGUCCUCGUCGGAGACAACGACCAGCGAACACGACGCCGUGCUCAGCUGGCUUGACACGCAGCGGCCGGCGUCGGUGCUCUACAUAUCCUUCGGCUCCCAGAACUCGAUACGGCUGCACCAGACGACAAAGAGCUCGCGGCGGCGCUGGAGUCCAGCGGCCGUCCGUUCAUCUGGGCCAUCCGCCCGCCGGUGGGGUUCGACAUGUAUCAAUGGCCAGUUCCGCGACGAGUGGCUGCCGGAAGGGUUCGAGCAGCGGGCGCGCGGCCACGUCGUUCACGGGUGGGCGCCGCGGGUGAGCAUCCUCGCGCACGCAUGACGCAUCCACUGGCGCGUUCCUGAGCCACUGUGGGUGGAACUCGGUGCUGGAGAGCCUGACAUGCGGCGUGCUGGUGGUCGGCUGGCCGUUGUCGGUGGUGGAAAGGGUGAUGGGGGACACGGCGGAGGCGGCGGCACGGGUGAGGGAGGUCAAGAAGGUGAUGGAGAUGGCGUGGGCGGAGGGCGAGGGAGAUGGCCAUUCCCCAUUUCAUAUCAUAAGUUAUUUUAAUUUUUUUCUAGUCAAAUUUCUUUAAAUUUGAUCGUGUUUACAAAAAUUUUAGUAACAUAUAUCAUACCAAAUUAGUUUCAUUAAUUACAAUAUUAAAUAUUUUGAUAGUAUGUUUGUUUUGUGUUAAAAAUGUUACUAUACUUAUCUUGCCAUCUUAGUCGAAUUGUCAAAUGUUUUUGUUAGGAUACUUGUCGUUGUCGAAUGUUAAGUGCAUCCGUUGCUUCCUUUCAAAGUUUGUAUCAAACGAUCUUAAUAUAUUUCCUUGGAGAAAAAAGUUUAAAAUGAAAAUAGAAGUUGAUAUUGAAAGUUCCUGACCUCAAUCGAGGAAUACUCCUUCCUGUCACUAUAAAUACUUUGUUGCUCUGUUUUUCUUUCCCUCCCCCUGUUCUGCUCUGUUUUCCAUUCCCUCUCCUGACUCCUGUUCUGCUCUGUUUUUUUAUUAUUGUUAGAUCGAGUCAUUCGCAUGGCUGAAGAUUCUGUGGUCAAAAGCGUGAAGUUGAGCUCGAUCUGUGCAAUCUGUUUGCACGAGAGCACGUCGCACGGGACGAUCUGUUGCGUCUGGGAAUGCAUUCACGCAAAGGAGUCAUGCAUGCAGGGCCAACGUGCGCAUGUUCUUCCGUUUCCAGGAAUAACAGGAGUAGAAGAAUGAAAAUUAUGCUAGAUGUAUGCAGCACCCAAAUCCUUGUUUUUUUGUGUAUUGUUUCCAAUUCUAAUAAGUGGUAUUAGAGCAAGGCGAUCGACCACCCUAGGGAGCAAUGUCUGCUACGGUGAGUCGUCAUCAUGGGUGUUGCAACGACUUCGGCGGCCGUGAGGACAUUGUCGAGCGUGCGAUCGAUUGAGAAGAGCUUGGACUCGAUCGUCUACCCCAUUCUCACGCGACCCAACUACACCAAAUGGUCCAUGGUAAAGCACAUUAACUUGCCUCCGUAGGACUUUUGUGGCAGGUGUUUGAGGCAAGGACCGAUGAAUUCCGCAAUGACUACACCGCGCUCGUUGCCAUCCUCCACGCGGUCACCGGAGAUGUUGACGUCGCUCUCCCUUAAGAGCUCCAUGAGAGAAGCCUAGGAGGUGAUUCGAGCAGUGUGCGUCGACAUUGAGUGUCUGAAGAAGGCAAAUGCUCAAAAGCUUGAUCAAAACUUUGCUGCGAUCACCUUUAAUGUGGGAAGGAGCAUUGAGGAUUUCUCCUUACACUCACCGGUCUCACCAAUGAGUUGUGCAUGCUUGGAUAUGACAUCACUGAGAAGGAGGUGGUGAAGAAGUUGCAAGUGGUCCCCCAGUACCUUGAACAGGUGGCCUCUCCAUCAAAACUCCUCUCAAUCUUGAUCUAAGCAUAAUUGAGCAGCGGAAGAAGUUGGAGUCUGCUUCUACCAGGGGCAACAUCAGCACCCUUCUUCUUAUCGAAGAGAACUGACUCACAUGCAUUUCAAAGCUCCCCAAGCAGGAUAACCAAUGGAUGGUGGUCAACUUUGGGGCGCCCAACCACAUGUGAGGAAACCAGUCCGCUUCCUCCAACCUUGAUGGCUCACUCAUCUAGAUUGAUGUGGCACAUUCAUCUUCGACUACAAGACUGAGAAGAUUGCUCCUUCAUUGGUGUCUACUACAUCCCUAGAUUGAUGACAAACACCAUGAGUGUGGGCUACAGGGCUAGCUCGACGAGAUCAGAUUUGAGGCCCUAGUUUGAGGCGGAGUCAUGCGUGUCCGACGCAGAAAGGUAUCUCCAUGCCAAGAUUCCAAGCACCCCGAACCAGCUAUAUAUGCUCGACCUCACCAUUGCGCAACAGGUGAGCCUUCUGGAAGGAUGCCCAGAGGUGGUACACACACUUUAGUCACCUCAACUUCCCGAUGUAAUAGAAGCUAGCCCCAGAAAGGCUUUGACCAACUCUGCAACAGGUGCCUAGCUGACAAGUAGUUAGAAUGUUCUCGAAACAAACAUAGAAUAGUGCAAAAUGCAUCCUCAAGUUGGUUUGCGGGGACCUUUGCAACCAGGCCAUGUCUGUGAUGCCUAGUGGUAAGAAGUUGUCUCUAUUGCUUGUCAAUGACUUCAGCAGGUUCAUGCAGAUUGAGAUCCUCCUGUCAAAGGACUAUGUGCUGGUUUCGAUCAAACGGAUUUGGGCGGCAGCACAGGCCCAAAAUGGACACAAUUUGAGCUCCCUCUUCACUGAGCAUGGGGGAGUUUACAUCGGCAAACUUUACAGAGCACUACACUACAACCGGAGUUUGAUACUAACCCAACGCACCGUAUUCACUGCCAAAACGGUGUGAUAGAGCAGUAGAACCAAUCC